Messenger RNA from Baudoinia panamericana UAMH 10762, 1485 nucleotides. RefSeq lists its product as uncharacterized. The record is from RefSeq and is a predicted model, not a curated record. NCBI's taxonomy places the organism in Eukaryota, Fungi, Ascomycota, Dothideomycetes, Mycosphaerellales, Teratosphaeriaceae. Bases 1 to 1485 code for a protein of 494 amino acids. Gene Ontology annotation, molecular function: heme binding; iron ion binding; monooxygenase activity. The transcript has 6 exons.
AUGCUUCAAAUGCCAACCACCAAGAUCUUCUUCAAACUCACCGAGUGGGCGAAGCAGUACGGUGGCAUCUACUCACUCAAGGUCGGACCCAGCACCAUAAUCGUUUUAAGCGACCGACACGCAGUCAAGGAGCUCUUGGACAAGAAGAGUUCUAUCUCCAGCGACCGGCCUACCAGCGUACUCCGGCAAGAAUUGCUUACAGGCGGCGACCACCUACUUUGGAUGGACGCUACGCCAGAGUGGCGUCUUCUGCGCAAACUCAUACAUGCUGACCUGACGGAAGGAAAGUGUAAGCAAUUGCAUGCGCCCUUGCAACAUGCGGAGUCUGUCCAGAUGUUACAUGAUAUGCUGCAAACGCCAUCGGACUGGAGGAGGCACAUCGAACGCUUCACAAAUAGCAUCGUACUCUGCAUAGUCUACGGAAUCCGCUCUCCGAGUAUACACGGCAAGUACCUCCAGCGUUUCGAGAAGCUGUUGGGCAACUGGGCAGCCAUCAAUGCCUUUGGCGCUACACCUCCGGUAGACGUGAUUCCUGCCUUGAAGUGGGUACCCGAGCGGUUCCUGGGAAACUGGAUCUCACGAGCUACAGUCGUCCAUGAUGAGAUGCGUGCACUUUACGACGGGUUGCAUGAGUUAGUCCUGCGCAGGAGGGAGCGCACAGGCCCCAUGAACAGCGUGAUCGAUCGGCUGUUGGACCAACAGGGUACCACUUCCUUGACGAGGCACCAAAUCUCAAACCUUGCCGGUGUUACGAUGAAGGGCGGGUCCGAUACCUCCGCCGCCGUGCUUGCUUCCUUCGUCCUUGCCAUGAUCCUCCACCCCGCAAUCCGAAAGAAGGCACAAGCUGAGAUCGACGCUGUGAUUCCAGAGGACCGUCUACCAGACGACACCGACUACGACAGGCUUCCGUAUAUCAUGUCUAUCAUCAAAGAAACCCAGAGAUGGCGCCCGAUAGUCGGCGUCGGCGUGCCACAUCAGCUUUCCGAAGAUCUGUGGGUAGAGGGCAAAAUGCUUCCAAAGGGCUCCAUGCUGCUGCUGAAUGUUUGGGGUCUACAUCACGAUCAGUCCAUGUACGCAAAUCCUGCAGAGUUCGACCCUGACCGAUAUCGAGGGUGGAUAUCUUUCUCCGCCGAAUACGCAAACAGCGCAGACCCUGGGAAGCGUGAUCACUUUGCAUAUGGCAACGGGCGUCGUCUGUGUCCCGGAAUCCAUCUGGCGGAACGUAACCUCUUUCACGUGGUAUCGAAGAUGCUGUGGGCAUUCGACAUUGAAAUGGCUGUGGAUACGAAGACUGGGCAGCCCAUUGUCCCCGACAGCAGCGUGGAGACAGGCUUCCGGGAGGGUCUGACUUUGAGCGCAAAAGACUUCCCAAUCACGCUGAACGUCCGCUCAGAGGCGAGGCGCAAUGCCAUUGACGAGGCAUUCCUGGCGGCGUGCCGAGACGUGUUUGCUAAGUACGAUGACACGGACCUCAGUACGGUCUAA